This is a messenger RNA of Tupaia belangeri chinensis (Chinese tree shrew), 911 nucleotides long. It is a transcript of the gene TIMM9, whose product is annotated as translocase of inner mitochondrial membrane 9. NCBI's taxonomy places the organism in Eukaryota, Metazoa, Chordata, Mammalia, Scandentia, Tupaiidae. The transcript is spliced from 6 exons. The record is from RefSeq and is a predicted model, not a curated record. The coding region runs from base 337 to 606 and encodes 89 amino acids.
GGUAAAUCAGAUUUCCGAAGAGUUUCGACAGAUUCGGGUAGGUACCCGGGAGAAAGUCAGAAAUAGAAGACGUUGGCCUAUCAGACAAUCACUAAAAUUCAUUCUUAGGAGGCUGCGGCGCCGGCGCCCUCCCCGACCUGGACCCUCACUGCUCCUAGACUCCGCGGGUGGUGGAGCCCCUCAGCCUCCUACUGGUGUCGGAUGCCACAGCUUGUGCCUAAGUAAGAAAACAGGCCUCACUGGAGAUAUUCAAGCAAAGGUUGGACAGCUACUUUCCCAGAACAGAAAGGAAACUCAUGCAUCAGAAAAGGUGACUAAUAAACAUACCACAAGAAUAUGGCUGCACAGAUACCAGAAUCUGAUCAGAUAAAACAGUUUAGGGAAUUUCUUGGAACCUACAAUAAACUUACAGAAACAUGCUUUUUGGACUGCGUUAAGGACUUUACAACAAGAGAAGUAAAACCUGAAGAGAUUACCUGUUCAGAACAUUGCUUACAGAAGUAUUUAAAAAUGACACAAAGAAUAUCCAUGAGAUUUCAGGAAUAUCAUAUUCAGCAGAAUGAAGCUCUGGCAGCCAAAGCAGGACUCCUUGGCCAGCCACGAUAGAGAGGCCUGGAUGGAUGGACUAUCAGUGAAAGUGUGCCAACAGCUAUUGCCCUGGCAGUAAGGAUUCACCUGACAGAAUCCCCUGAAAGCAGUAGUCACCAUGUUAAACUGUCGGUCACGACUGUUUGGCAGAUGGAAACCACUGGAGAAACAAAAUCAUAUGCCAAGGAUAAUCAAAUUAGAAGGUCUUACUGUUAAGUGAAAAUAAUACAAUGAAACUUUUGUUGAAGCCUUAAGAUUUGGCAGCUUGGUCACUUGAUUAGAAAAAUAAACCAUUGUUUCUUCAAUUGUGACUGUUAAUUUUA